Theileria equi strain WA is the source of this 255-nucleotide messenger RNA. RefSeq lists its product as hypothetical. The transcript is spliced from 2 exons. Lineage: Eukaryota; Apicomplexa; Aconoidasida; Piroplasmida; Theileriidae. The record is from RefSeq and is a predicted model, not a curated record. The coding region runs from base 1 to 255 and encodes 84 amino acids.
AUGGGACAAGUUGACGGAUUCUCAAACUUUGACAAUGUUGGCACUAGCCAGUCCAAAAGGCGUAGAAGAAAGAGAAACUGGGAUACUCCAGAUGAAUCUGCCACUCUUGGAGAAUUAAAGGCCAAGAGCGCCGAGGAAGAACAAAAAAGAAGACAAAAGAGAUUAUAUAUCGGAAAUCUACCACAUGGUAAGCUCAAAAGUUGUAUCAUAGGAUGGAAGUCCAUUGUUGUUGCACGAUUUAAGGGAAUAUGCUGA